CACUUUCAGACGCGAGAAUAAACUUUGAGGAACUAUCUGUCCGACAAUAAUAGUGGCCAUCAAAAAUGGCAGCAUACACAUUACCGGAGGGAUUCUCCGAUUUUGACAUGUUUGCAUUCGGUUCAGCUCUUCUUGUUGGGGGUCUUGUCGGAUUCUUCCUGAACGCCGUUUCAAUAUUGGCCUAUAUUAGCGUAAAGCAAAUGCGAACUCCCAGUAAUUUCCUUGUCUUUAACCUCGCCGUGGCUGACAUUAUGCUCAAUACAACCGGCCUGAUCGCUGCAUACGCCAGCUUAUCGUACAGACACUGGCCCUGGGGUCAAGACGGAUGUAGCAACCACGCCGUCAUAGGGAUGACAGCAGUGCUGGCCUCCAUCAGUUUCCUGGCUACCAUCGCCUGGGACAGAUAUCACCAAUAUGUCACCAAUCAGAAGCUGUUUUGGAGCACGGCCUGGACUUUUUCUAUCAUUAUCUGGGGGUUGGCCAUCUUCUGGGCGGCCGUCCCUCUGACUGGAUGGGGAGUGUAUGACUUUGAGCCAAUGAGGACGUGCUGCACUCUAGACUACACCAAAGGAGACAAAGACUACAUUACCUAUAUGGGAGCCCUGACGGUCUUCUACCUCAUCUUCCCUGCUUAUGUCAUGAAGUCCAACUACGACGCCAUUUACGCAUACUUCAAGAAGAUCCACAAGCACAGGUGGAACACCAGCGUACCACUGAGGGUUCUGUUGUUCUGCUGGGGACCCUACGAAGUCAUGUGUAUCUACGCCUGCUUCGGCAACGCCAAACUGGUCUCUCCAAAGCUGAGAAUGUUGCUUCCUGUUUUGGCGAAAAUGAACCCUAUUUUCAAUGCUUGGCUCUAUUCCUUUGGGAACGAGUUCUACAGAGGAGGGGUGUGGCAGUUCCUGACUGGCCAGAAGUUUACAGAGCCCGUCGUUGUGAAGUUAAAAGGAAGAUAAAGGAAGUUAUUGUUAGUUACAGUCGUAUAUAUAGAACGGUCAGAGUUUCUAUUCCCAUUCUACUCAUUCAAAUUCUAUGGUUACAGUACCAUAAAUAGAAUUAGAAUGUUCCAUGUUCCAUCCUACUCAUUCUAAUUCUAUGGUUACAGUACCAUACAUAGAAUUAGAAUGUUCCAUGUUCCAUCCUACUCAUUCUAAUUCUAUGGUUACAGUACCAUACAUAGAAUUAGAAUGUUCCAUGUUCCAUUCUACUCAUUCUAAUUCUAUGGUUACAGUACCAUACAUAGAAUUAGAAUGUUCCAUGUUCCAUUCUACUCAUUCUAAUUCUAUGGUUACAGUACCAUACAUAGAAUUAGAAUGUUCCAUGUUCCAUUCUACUCAUUCUAAUUCUAUGGUUACAGUACCAUACAUAGAAUUAGAAUGUUCCAUGUUCCAUUCUACUCAUUCUAAUUCUAUGCUAAAGACCAUAUUCAAACAACAAAUCAUCAACAUACACUCUCAUUGCAGUAGGUUUCACAUUGGAAGAAUGCUAUCUGUACAAGGUUGUAAAGUAAAUAGGAAUUGUUUAUUUAGUUGGUUUGGGAUACCAUAUGCCAAUGUAGCUUGACAAUAGCGAUAUGGUGAUUGUCCAUUCAAACAGACUGUGGGGAGAGGCACCUGUUCUUAGGUUGAAUGAUGUAUCAUGAUUUACUAGAGAUGAAUGGCUAGACAUGAUUGACUAGACACUCAUUGACCUAUGUUUUAGUAGAAAUACCACAGUGCUCUUAAAAUGACAUGUUCAUGUUGAGUGAUUUUUUGAAGGAAGUAAAAACUAGUGUAAUCAACUUAAUAGUGGAUGAGACUGAAUGUUAGUGGAGUCAUGAUAAUGUAAAACAGAUUUUAUAUCCAAUAGCUUUACUUCUAGAACUUUCCCUGAUGUCCUCCUCUGAUCACUGUCAAUAAACGCAGCGAGGUGUGCUGCCAUGUGCUGCUCUUCAAUCUGA
This is a messenger RNA of Oncorhynchus kisutch (coho salmon), 1939 nucleotides long. RefSeq names its product RPE-retinal G protein-coupled receptor-like. The transcript has 7 exons. Gene Ontology annotation, molecular function: G protein-coupled receptor activity. Lineage: Eukaryota; Metazoa; Chordata; Actinopteri; Salmoniformes; Salmonidae. Gene Ontology annotation, cellular component: membrane. Gene Ontology annotation, biological process: visual perception; phototransduction; G protein-coupled receptor signaling pathway. The record is from RefSeq and is a predicted model, not a curated record. Bases 66 to 956 code for a protein of 296 amino acids.